Molecule: messenger RNA, 13902 nt
Organism: Acipenser ruthenus (sterlet)
Lineage: Eukaryota; Metazoa; Chordata; Actinopteri; Acipenseriformes; Acipenseridae
Product: myomegalin-like
Exons: 43
Coding region: 297-13292 (4331 amino acids)
Cellular component (GO): microtubule organizing center
Source: RefSeq, a predicted model, not a curated record
CUGCGAUUUAAAAGAGAAUCCUUAACUUUAAGGGACCGCAAAGGGCGUUUCCAGUAUGUGGCUAGAUAGCUGUGGAAAUCUAGGUGACUUUUUUUCCAGUGACAUUUCUAUUUGAGUCUGUACACAGAAGACUUAAAGCUGGAUUACAGGAUUUCUGUCUAGGCUUAUUCACUUGCAUUUUUUCUCGGUUGCCAAUGUUAAAGUUGUUGGCUAGUUUUUUUUUGUGCAAGAAGAAACCCUUGAUCCAGAUUUGUAGGCCUUGUUUCUGAAGUUUUGCUGAGAGUUGAAACUGCAACAUGAAAGAUCCUUGUCGAAUAUGUGGUGGUAAAUUCCGAGGGAAUCAGUGUCGCUGGAUUUUCAGCUCAUUCGGUAAAAGGAACUUGCAGGUGAUCUUGUCUUACGUCUUGGGGGUCGCAAUCACCCACGAUGGCAAAGGAGAAUUCUUAUGCAGCAAGUGCGUCUUCAUGCUGGAGAACGUGGUUAAUUAUGAUGUGAUCAUCAGUCGCCUACAGGGAGCAUGCAGCUUGAAAGUACAGAAACUUUUGACUGAAAAGGACAACCUAGCUCAGUGCAUCAACCAUAUAUACAAUCGGAACAACCCCCAGCCCAUCAAAAGCAAUGGGGAGUAUCUUUCUACCGAGAAACCUCCUGUAACAUUCAACACUGGUAUUCCCGAAGAAGGGACUUUAGAAGCUGAUAGCUGUUCAGGGAGCAUCAACCCUGGCAAAGAUGUUGCAGCCGCCUCUUCAACAGCUAGUGAAGGAAACAAAAUGAAAAGGUGUCCGAGUUCUGAAACACUUAGAGGGCAUGAACAGAGAAGAUCGGGCAGUGGUAGCCCAUUCAAGACUUCGUAUCUCAAGCCAGUACACAGUCGCUCUCAAAGUAUAUACUUUAAUUUAGUGCAAAGGACCUGCAGUACACCUGGGUCGUUUCAUAGUCAGUCAAGUUCUUUACAGUCAUCCUGUGCAGAGUCCUGUUCACGUGCCUGCUCCAGCACUUCGCUCAGUGUUCUUGGUCUGAAAACGAAAGGAGCCCACGGAUUUGAUAACUUUUCAGAGCUGCCAGCUAGAUCUUCUUUCAUCAGUUCGCCCUCUGUCUGUGAUGCCAUCAAACUACUAAAGAGUGUUCAGUGUAAGCCUCUGUUAAUAUUGCCAGAAAGUAAGAUCCCUGUGCUUUUAAAGUAUGCCCAGAGACGUCCAGCAUCGGGUUGCAGUUAUCUUUAUAGAAAGACCCACGAUACAGAAAGGAUUGAUGACUGGAAAUUUUUACAGGACCUUGCAGAGGAUUUUAAUGAUGAAUAUACACCACUGAAAGCUGAGAGCCUGGCUGAAAAACAUAAAGAACUGUCCAACCUGGAAGCAGCUACCCGACAGUUAACUGGAGACCUGGAGAGCACUAGAAUGAUGAUUGAUACUCUGAAAAAGAGAUUGGAAGAAGCUGAUGAAGACAAUAAGAGUCUGAACGGGAGACUUGAAGAAAGAGUCAAUGAACUGGCUUUAGAAAAGAAAAACAGUCUGAAGAGAGACAAAACUAUCCAAGGCCUUAGCCUUGUGCUCAAGGAUAAAGAUAAGGAGAUAGAGGAGCUUUGCCAUGAAAUUGAAGACCGGGACAAUGCUUUAGUAAAGGCCAGAGAAGCUGCCCAUAAGGCACAAAUCCAGAAAUACCAGGGUGCCGAGGAGCAUCAGAGUCUCCUGACAGAGAAGGAAGCUGAGCUGGCAAAGCUGCUUUCAGACCAUCACGCCAACACAAUGGAGAACCAGAAGCUACAGAGAGCCCUUGGCCGAAGGGUGCAGGAACUAAGUGAUCUUAAUCAAACCAAAGAGCAGCUGGAGAAAGAACUGGAAGACAUGCAGGAGCUGAAGAACAAAGGGGACAAGGAUGUUAAUGAUCUGAGGAACCAGCUGAAGAAGCUGAAUGGCGAGAUGGCAGAGAAGGAGCAUGCCUUGGAGCAGCAGUACCAAGCGCUGUUGAGCGAGAGCAAGCAGAAAGUACAGAGCCAAGAAAUCACGAUCAAGCGCCUGACCAGCAGUCUAAACGAAAAGGAUGAGCUGCUCCAGGAAUAUUUGAACAUGGCUAAAGAUGCUGAUCAAGAGAGGAAUCGCAGCCCUGAUGGGAGGGAUGCCAUGCUGGCUAAGUUACGGGAACAUCUCAAAGAGAAAGAAAAAGCACUUGAGGAAGCUAUUGAUGAGAAAUUUGCUGCCAUUGAGGAAAAGGACAAUGAAAUCAGACAGCUGCAGCUGUCUUUACGAGAGAAGGAGCGCGAUCUAGAAAGACUGAACAACCUUCUUUCUCAUAAUGAGGAGACUAUUAAUAGCUUUGACAGUGUGAUCAAAGAAAAAGAUGUGGAGCUGCAACACCUGGUGAAUUCCUGUAAAAACCUUCAGAGGGCUAAGCAGGAACUGGAAGACAACUUGGCACGUGCACUGCGAGAGAAGGAUGCUAUUAUAUCUCAGCUGCAACAAUCGCUUGCUAACAAGAACAAAGACUUGGAGGAAAUGGCAAACACAUUGCUAAACCAGACUCAGAGCAACGUCCGGGACCUAACUGAACAGCUGAGACAACGGUUAAAAGUAACUGAGACCAUGUUGGCAGAGGCUAUGAAAGACAAAGAGCGACUGGUGUCUGAAAAUCAAAAUGCGGUUGAAGGACUUCUGGCCACUGUCAGCAGCAAAGAUCAACUUCUAAAGGAGUCUGCUGAACAUUAUAACCGCACCGUAGCAGAACGUAAUCUUGAAAUCCAGGAUCUAAGGAGGCAUCUUUCUGAAAAAAAGCAUGAAGUAUCCAUCUUGGAAAAACAGAGUUCAGUGAUAACGCACGAGAAAUACAUUGAAACUGCAGAGCUCAAAGUGUUGCUCACAGAAAAGGACACCAUUAUAAACAAACUAGUGGAGAGCGGACAGGAGAGAGAUAAAUACCUGGCUGAGUUGAAAAUGCAGGAAGCUCCCAUACCUCGGGUGCUAGAGUUGAAACAGACUAUACAGAUCCUGCAGGAGCAAUUGGAAGAGAAAGAGGCUGAGUUGACACAGAAGAAAGGUGAUGUAAAUGUGGCUAAAAUACCCAUCAUUAAAAAGAGUGCAGUAACUUUGAAGAAAGAAUUGGCACAGAAAACUGAUGACCUGAACAAGGCUUUGAAGAAGGAGAAUGAGUUGCAGAUAGAGGUUGCUGAACUUCGUUCUUUGUUGGCAGAUCUGGAAAAUCGUCAUGAGGCUCAGGCUGCAAAUAUAGAGUCUCUGACCAAAACCUUGGAUGUCAAGGAUGAAAUCAUAAGGGAUUUGCAUACGAGACUGCGUAAACCGCCUAAACACAACGGAGUGGAACUGCAGACCCAGAGAGGGGUGGUGACGAGGGAGGGAAUACAGAGCCCAGGGAUCCCUCAGAGAGAGAGCACAAUCAUUGGAGGAAACAGCCAGCAGGAGGCUUUGCCCGCUCUGCAAACUGUGCUGUCUGAAUAUGAUGCACUCAACAAGGCUCUGAAGGCAGAGCAGCAGCUUUACUCCAGCCUUGUGAGGACAGUGAAGGAGCCAGACAGUGCACAACGCAUCCAUAAUUUACAGAUGGAAUUAACUGCAGUUCAGUUACUGAGGCAGAAGUUGGAAGAGGGCAUCAGAAGUAAUGAAGAUCUGCGAAAGGACUUGGAGAAAGAGCUGCAGCGGACAAAACGAAAAGAAGUGACUGAUGCGCAGACAGGCCUGAUUGAUCCCAGGGAGAUGGAGACUUUGAAGCAUCAGCUGGAGGAUGCUCAGCGCUGGAACACCUCUCUGCAGGCCAGGCUUGGGAAGAUCCAGGGCAGAGGAGGGGGAGUAGGAGGCACAAAUGACACAUCUGACACCUUCAGUUUUACUGGUGACCAGACAUCGUAUAUGAGUAUAUAUUUGGGAGAGCAUGAUGAACUAGAGGGGGAUAUAGAAAAUCUUUCCCUACCAGAACUGAGGCGAAAGGUCCAGGAACUGUUAGAGUAUGUGAAAGAGUUGCAAGCAUUCAACAAGGAUCUUCAGAACAAAGCUUCAUUAACUGAGAACUCUGUGGAGCAAGACAAACAGGAUAUAUUGACAUUGUCUUCACAGAAUAAGCUCCUUGAAAAGAAGCUGGCAGAUGCUGUGAAAACAAACAAGGCCCUCCAUGACCAGCUAAACAGAGAGGGUCAAAAAUCAGCUCAGAAUGUGAUAAAGCCCCAAGGUAAAGAUCAAAAGAUUCAAACAUCUCCAGAGAAGGAGAGGAAUUCAAAGGCUUCCCCCCAGGGGAACAGAGCUGAACAUCAAGGUAAUAAGAGUUCGGGGAUAAAGCCACCUGGCAGAAAGGAAUCCACCUCUGCUUCACCUGAUAGCGAAAAGACUGAGCUGGAUCUAGAGGAUCAGAAUGUAGUUGAAACAGAACUCAAAGAAACAUCUUGUCGGAUGGAGACAAUUGGAAAAGAGCUUAAAACUGCAGAGAAGCCGCCAUGUAAAGAUGAAGGAAAUAACCAGAAUAUGGAGAUGGAGAUAGCCUCUUUAAGAUCCCUUUUGACUGAAACUGGAUCAGCGUCGGUAAUUGAACUCAGAAAUGAACUUGCCAGGCUGAAUAAUGAGAAUACUAAUCUCCAAAGCAUUCUGAAAGAAAUGCAGUCCACAGAGUUCAAAGAAAGCUGUGAUGAUUCAGGAGAUGGAGAAAUCAAAAAGGAUCUAAAGAAAGUGGUGAAAAGGUUAAAAACAGAAUUAAUGGAUGCCAGAAAAAUUAUCAAACUCCUGAAGGAACAACUAGAACUUAACUCCUCCAUGGACAAUGAAAGCAGUUUUAAUCCAGACCUGAUUGUAAGCAUGGCUAAAGAAAUUGAUCAUCUGAAAAAGGAACAUGAAGCCUCCACAAAGAGAAGGGUAAUCCUGGAGAAAAUGCUAAAGGAAAUGGAGGCACAUCAGACAAGGGGUAUUGAUGAAAGGGACCAGCAAAGAAAUUCACAGGAAACAUUACAACGGCAAGAAGCAAGGAUACAUUCAACACCUGGGUCCACGAUUGGUGCAAAGUCCCGUCUUCCUGUUCCUGUGAAGUCCUCCAAGGCAGCAGGCAAUAAUAAUAACAACGGAGCUAAUCAGAACACAGAGCCGGACCCACAAGUUGAAAAGCUUCAAAGUGCCCUUCAGGAGAAGAACAAAGAGUACAGAGAACUGCAGGAAAGUUUAUGCGCAGCAGAGUUCACCCUUAUACGUCAGAAAGUGAACAAAACGGAGGCUACUCAGACCACAGACCCAAGUACUGACUUUAACCUUUGUAAGCAGAUAGAUCAGCUUCAGAAAGCACUUCAGGAAAAGAAUCAACUUAAUAAAGAGCUGCAGGAAUUGCUAUGCAAAGCAGAGUCUGCCCUAGCAAGUCAGAAUACUGAUAGAACAGGUCAUCUAUAUAAAGACCUGGAUCAUCAACAGGAGCAACAGGAAGAGAAGCUUCAGCAAGCUCUUCUGGUAGAUCAACUCCAGAAAGGUCUUCAGGAGAGGAAUGCGCUUAACAGACAACUUGAGGAUAGGUUAUCUGGAGCAGAGGCAUGUCUGAAUGUGAACAGAACUUCAGCUAGUACGAACAUAGACCUGGACCUUCACCAGUUGCAGAAAGCCCUUCAGGAGAAGAAUCAGAUUAACAAAGACUUGUUGGAAAGACUACAUGGGGCAGAGUCUAUCAUAGAACAUCUAAAUGGUAAUAAAGGUGUAGCUAAUCAGAAUGAAGACAUGGAACUUCAUCAGCAGGUUAACCAGCUUCAGAAAUCCCUACGGGAGAAGAGUGAACUUAACAAGAAACUUGAGGAAAGGCUAUCUGAAGCAGAGUCCACCUUAACAGUUCUGAAUGCUAACGGGGCUUCAGCUAGUACAAACAUAGACCUGGACUUUCACCAGCUGCAAAAAGUCCUUCAUGAGAAGAAUCAAAUCAACAAAGACUUGCUGGAAAGGCUACACAAGGCAGAGUCAACCAUAGAACAUAUGAAAUCUAGUAGAGCCGUUGCUAAUCCGAAUACAGACGUCAAUCUUUAUCUGCAGGUAGAUCAGCUUCAGAAAGCUAUUUUGGAGAAGAAACAACUUUACAAAGAGCUUCAGGAUUUACUGCAGACAGCAGAAUCUACCAUAGAAUGCCAAAAUGCUACUGGAACUUCAGCUAGUCCAAAUAAAGAACUGGCUCAUCAUCAACAGGUAGAUCAGCUUCAGAAAGACCUUCAAGAGAAUGAUGACCUUUACAAAGAGUUACACAAGUUACUGAGCGUAGCUCAUUUGACAGUUGCAUGUCAAAAUGCUAACCAGACUUCCACUGGUCCAAACACAGACUUAGAACUUCAUCAGCAGGUAGAUCAACUCCAUAAAGGUCUUCAGGAGAAGAAUGAACUUAACAAUCGACUUCAGGAAAGGCUAUCUAGAGCAGAGGCACGUUUGAAUGUGAAGAGAACUUCAGCUAGUACAAACACAGACCUUGAUCUUUACCAGUUGCAGAAAGCCCUUCAGGAGAAGAAUGAACUUAACAAACAACUUAAGGAAAGACUAUGCGCUCCAGAUGCAAUUCUGAAUGUGAACAGAAAUUCAGCUAGUACAAACACAGACUUGGACCUUCACCAGCUGGAAAAAGUCCUUCAUGAGAAGAAUCAAAUCAACAAAGACUUGUUGGAAAAACUACACAGAGCAGAGUCUACUGUAGAACAUCUCAAAUCUAGCAGAGCUGUUGCUAAUCAGAAUACAGACCCAAAUCUUUAUCUGCAAAUGGAUCAAAUUCAGAAAAACAUUUUGGAAAAGAAACAACUUUACAAAGAGCUUCAGGAAUUACUGCAGACAGCAGAAUCUACCCUAGAACGCCAGAAUGCUACUGGAACUUUAGCUAGUCCAAAUAAAGAACUGGAUCUUCAUCAACAGGUAGAUCAGCUUCAAAAAGUCCUUCAGGAGAAGAAUUACCUUUACAAAGAGUUGCACGAGUUACUGCACGCAGCACAGUUGACCAUUGCAUAUCUAAAUGCUAACCAAACUUCAAUUGGUCCAAACACAGACUUAGAACUUCAUCAUCUGGUAGAACAACUCCAGAAAGGUCUUCAGGAGAAGAAUGAACUCAACAGACAGCUUGAGGGAAAACUAUCUGGAUCAGAGGCACGUCUGAAUGUGAAGAGAACUUCAGCUAGUACAAACACUGACUUGGACUUUCACCAGUUGCAGAAAGCCCUUCAAGAGAAGAAUCAGAUUAACAAAGACUUGCUGGAAAGAGUACACAGAGCAGAGUCUACCAUAGAACAUGUAAAUAGUAAAAAGGAUGUAGCUAAUCAGAAUGAAGACAUAGAACUUCACCAGCAGAUUGACCAGCUUCAGAAAGCCCUUCGGGAGAAGAAUGAACUUAACAAACAACUUGAGCAAAGACUGUUCGCAACAGAGGCACUUCUGAAUGUGAACAGAACUUCAGCUAGUACGAACACAGACCUGGACCUUAGCCAGCUGCAAAAUGUCCUUCAUGAGAAGAAUCAAAUCAACAAAGACUUGCUGGAAAAACUACGUAAGACAGAGUCUUCAGUAAAACAUUGCAAUGCUUAUAGUGCUGUUGCUAAUCAGAACAUAGACCCGGACCUUCAACAGCAAGUUGACCAGCUUCAGAAAGCCCUUCAGGAGAAGAAUGAACUUAACAAGCAAAGGCUAUCUGGAGCAGAGUCCACCUUAACCGUUAUGAAUCCCAACAGAACUGUAGCUGGUCAAAACACAGACCUUCACCAGCUGCCAAAAGCCCUUCAUGAGAAGAAUCAAAUCAACAAAGACUUGCUGGAAAGGCUACACAAGGCAGAGUCUACCAUAGAACAUCUGAAAUCUAGUAGAACUGUUUCUAAUCAGAACACAGACCUGAAUCUUCAGGUCGAUCAGCUUCAGAAAGCCAUUUUGGAGAAGAAACAACUUUACAAAGAGCUUCAGGAAUUACUGCAGACAGCAGAAUCUACCCUAGAACAUCAGAAUGCUACUGGAACUUUAGCUAGUCCAAAUAAAGAACUCAGUCUUCAUCAACAGGUAGAUCAGCUUCAGAAAGCCCUUGAAGAGAAGAAUUGCCUUUACAAAGAGUUACCCAAGUUACUGCGUGCAGCUCAGUUCACCAUUACAUGUCUAAAUGCUAACCAAACUUCAGUUGGUCCAAACACAGAACUUCAUCAGCAGUUUGAUCAACUCCAGAAAGGUCUUCAGGAGAAGAAUGAACUUAACAGACAGCUUGAGGGAAAACUAUCUGGAGCAGAGGCACGUCUGAAUGUAAAGAGAACUUCAGCGAGUACAAAUACUGACUUGGACUUUCACCAGUUGCAGAAAGCCCUUCAGGAGAAGAAUCAGAUUAACAAAGACUUGCUGGAAAGAGUACACAGAGCAGAGUCUGUCAUAGAACAUGUAAAUAGUAAAACGGAUGUAGCUAAUCAGAAUGAAGACAUGGAACUUCACCAGCAGAUUGACCAGCUUCAGAAAGCCCUUCGGGAGAAGAAUGAACUUAACAUACAACUUGAGGAAAGACUGUGCACAACAGAAGCUCUUCUGAAUAUAAACAGAACUUCAGCUAGUACGAACACAGACCUGGACCUUAGCCAGCUGCAAAAUGUCCUUCAUGAGAAGAAUCAAAUCAACAAAGACUUGCUGGAAAAACUACGCAGGGCAGAGUCUAUAAUAAAACAUCAUAAUGCUUCUAGUGCUGUAGCUAAUCAGAACAUAGACCUGGACCUUCAUCAGCAGGUUGACCUGCUUCAGAAAGCCCUCCAGGAGAAGAAUGAACUUAGCAAGGAACUUGAGGAAAGGCUAUCUGAAGCAGAGUCCACCUUAACAGUUCUGAAUGCUAACGGGGCUUCAACUAGUACAAACAUAGAACUGGACUUUCGCCAGCUACAAAAAGUCCUUCAUGAGAAGAAUCAAAUCAACAAAGACUUGCUGGAAAGGCUACACAAGGCAGAAUCUACCAUAGAACAUCUGAAUGCUAAUAGAGGUGUAACAAAUAGGAAUACAGAGCUGGAAGUUCACCAGCAGAUAGAGAAGCAGCAGAAAGCCAUUCAGGAGUUGAAUGAACUUAACAAACAACUUGAGGAAAAACUAUUUGCUACAGAAGAACUUCUGAAUGAGAACAGAACUUCAGCUAGUACAAAUACUAACCUGGACCUUCAACAGCUGCAGAAAGCACUUGAGGAGAAGAAUCAUAUUAACAAAGAAUUGUUGGAAAGUCUACACAGGGCAGAGUCUACAAUAGAAGAUUUAACUAAUAACAAAGGUGUAGACAAUUGGAACACAGAUCGGGACCUUCAUCGGCAGGUUGGCGAGCUUCAGAAAGCCCUAAAGGAGAAGAAUAAACUUAACAAACAACUUGAGGAAAGGCUAUCUGAAGCAGAGUCCACCUUUGCACUGGAACUUUACCAACUUCAAAAAGACCUCCAGGAGAAAACUGAAAUUAACAAAGAGCUGCAGGAGAGAUUACAUGCGGCAGAGUCUACCAUAGAAUAUCUGAAUGAUAAUCCUAACCCAGACACACACCUUCAUCAAAUGGUAGAUCAGCUUCGUAAAACCCUUCAGGAAAAGAACCAAUUUUGUGAAAAGCUGAAGGAAAGAUUAUUCACAGCAGAAUCAACUACAUCCCAUCUGAAUCCCAACAGAGCUGUAAAUAAUGAGAACCCAGACAUGGACCACCUUCAGCAAGUAGAUCAGCUGCAGAAAGCCUUACAAGAGAAGACCCAAAUUAUCAAGCAACUGCAGCAAAGGCUACACACAGCAGAGCUUGCCCUAACCCACCUGAAUGCUAACAGAGCUGUAACUAAACAGAGCGCAAAUCUGGACCUUCAAAAGCAGGUAGACCAGCUCCAGAAAGCUCUUCAGCAGAAGAAGCAAAUUAACCAGGAGCUGCAGCAAAGACUAGGCACUGCAGAGUCCACCAUAGCACAUCAGAAUUCUAAUCACAGAAUGCAUGAAGCCGGGACUUUUUUGGAACAGGAUGACAAAGAGGUUCAGGUGGAUUUGCAAGACCAUGGUUACGAAACCUGUGGAAAGAGUGAAAAUGAAGUGGAUAGGGAAGAAAACCGUAGUACAGAUAAUGAUAAUCAGCUUAAACAACACAUGAAUGAAGCCAGCCUCCCAUCCCUGCUCAAAAGAGAUGGACAAUUCUUCUCUAUGGAGAAUCUUGAUACAAACUCGUCAACCUCUUAUCCAAGUUCUUCCUGUCUGAGCUCCCCCAAAAUCAGCAUGAAGAGCCUGCAAAUCUAUGAUGACUAUGGCUUUACAGAUGACUCGGAUGAGCUCAAGCAGCAAGUUAUGGAACUGAAAACAAAACUGGAGAAUUAUCAGAGGGUUAUUCACCACCUGCAGAGUCUUCUCCGCAGAAACUCCCUGUCAAGUGAUCUCUUGACCAUUGGGUCAGAACCAGGCCAGCAGACCACAGUGAAGCUCCAGGAAGAACAUGGAGAUUUAGAAAAGGAUGGACAAGAGAUGUGUUCUCACAAGUCUUUGGGUCUGUUUAGCCUAGACCACAGCCAAAAUGGAAGCUUUCCUUUAGGCCAUGACGGUGAAGAUAAGCAGAUGCUAAAGGACGAAAUAACAAGCCUUAAGAUUGAACUUGACAAGGAGAAGGCCUCAAACAAGAAUCUUUUGGAACAGUUGCAUCAACUUCAGUCAAAAAUCAGAUCAGCAUCCCCAGCCAGGUUUGAUUCGCUGGUGCAGUCCCAGGCUCGAGAGCUGUCACACCUCAGGCAGAAGAUCAAGGAUUCCCGUAGCCUGGGCACGCUGCAUCAUCACCAGCUGGAGGAUCUCAACAAGUCCUUUGAAGAGCUGCUGCAGGCCAGCGAUGUGGAUUACUAUGUGGGGAAAGCUUUCCGGGAACAGCUGGACAAGAGCCUUUUAGUGAUUGGAAAGCUGGAAGAACGGCUUGAAUGCGGGGAUGGGUAUUCAGACAAUGAAGACAACACGCUUCUUGAAUUCGCAGAAAGAGAGUCUUUCUCUUUCUCACUGGUUAGUCCUGAAAGCCUAAAGCAUGAAAUAACCUACCUCCGAAAACAACUUGACAAUGAGAGGAGGCAGCUGCAAAAGCAGCUGAAAGAUCUUGCGAGACACAACCAGAACUUAGCCCAAGCCACGGAGGAACAGCUAGAUGUGCUUUCAAGGGAGGUGCAGGAGAAGAAUAAGGUGAUCCAGCAGCUGCAGCUACAGGUCAGGAAUCAGUCAGUAGAGCUGUCUACUAGCCACAACUCCUCUGAUUCAGAAGCUUCUGACAGAUAUUCACGGAGGAUUCUGGAUAGUGGAUCAGACACUCUGCAUGCGCUCCAGUGUCGUGACGGGAAAUACGGCCAAGGCCGAACAUCUGCAGGGACAAAAGUGCCUUAUGGUCUGCAGGUGGAAGAGACUGCACAGCCACCUGGUAUUAUCAGUGCCUCCACUGGAAAAGCAACUGUUCAGGGUAAAGAGAAUGGAGGUGGCAGUCGCAGACAGUCACAGACGCUGCUCUCCACCGACACACAGAUCUUGGAAAAUAAAGGCGGCCUGGCCCAGCAGCAGCGUUUACAAGGGCUGCAGAGAGAGAACAGCUUGUUACAGGAGAAGCUCAAAAACAUCGAGCAGCUGAACGAGACUCUGCGUACCGAAGUGAAUCUGCACCGCUCGAUCAUCAAUAACAGAGAGGACGCCGGGGAAGAGAGAGGCUUGUCACCUAAACCUCAGGACAGAUCCUCAAGAGAAGACAGGGCCAGCACAGGGCUGACAGAAAGCAGGAAUGAGCCGUCUGGACUGCUCAAUACAGACCUGCUUGCAGAACAUCUUCAGGAAAUCCGUAGUCUGAGGCAACGCUUGGAGGAGUCCAUCCGAACGAAUGACCGGCUAAGGGAGCAGCUUGAGCGCAGGCUGGCCGAAGCUGAACCGGACCCAGCUUCUACGAAUAUAUUUAUCCAUGGAUCAGAGGAGCAAGGACAGCUGGCCAAUGAGGUCCACUUCCUCUGGAGACAAAACCAGACACUCAAGGACCAGCUAUCAUUGGGAUCGAGAGAUAAGCAAAAGGAGAAUGAAAAGCUCAGAGAGUCCCUCGCAAAGAGAAAUUCCAAACUGGAGUAUCUGCGAAAUGAAUAUGAGCAUGUAAAGAAGGAGGCCGUCCGCCUGGAAAACAAAUUCAGAGGGAGUCUGGAAGAAAACAAGCACCUGAAAGAGGCGCUGCAUCACAGUCGAGAUGAAAUCAACAGGUUGCAGUCUGAAAUAGGCAUACAGCGGCAGCAGGUUUCUGAGAGCCAGCAUCUCCUGCAGUCCCUCCGAGUGGAGCUGCAGGUAUAUGAACAGCUGAAGGUAGCCAGUGACAAAAGGACAGUUUCAGAUCCCACAUCGGGACAAACUCAGGACACGUCAGCACCCAGCCAUGGGCCACUUGACUUGAGUGAGCUGUUGUCUGAAAUCCGUCACUUAAGAAUCCAGCUCGAGAGGAGCAUUCAGACAAACAAUGCGCUGCGACAGAGGCUAGAGGAACAGCUGCUGAGGGGGCAAGGGAAAGUGGAGGGAUCCCCUUCAACCAUCAACAUCAACUACCUCCUGAGCGGAGAGCAGAGACAUUCAACCCUCAGCAAUUAUGGAGAUAAUGGUUCUAAAUCACCAGCACAGGAUGAAAACUUUCCUCAUCCUACUUACCGUGGCUCUCCAAAAUCUGGGAGGUCUCCUCCCAACAGGGAUGGUGCAAAAGCAUCGCACGGUGUCCCAGAAAUGAAACCCCAUCCAACAGACGAGCUGGACUCUGCAUCACAGUGCAGUGGCAGCUCUGCUGACAGCACCACACAUACUCCCUCUCGUCUCGUCCCAGGACAUCGCUUAUGGGCCAGCAGAAGCGGCCGGCACAUACUCGGCUUGAUCGAGGAUUACAAUGCUCUCCGCAAGCAGAUUUCAGAGGGGAAAGUGUUAACCUGUGCAAUGGAAAAUAACCUCCAGGAGUGCUUCCAUGCCAUUUCACAGCAAGGGACAGAAUCAAUGGUACUUGAUCAACGGUUCUUAAAAGGCUUCUCCUCAGAUGUUAAUACAAUGCAGCAGAUUCUGGAGGAAGCCAGUCGUUUGCUGAAGCUGCUGUGGAAGGUUUCACUGCCAACUAAUACAUCCAACAGCAGCAGCCAGAACCGCCAGGACGAAAUGAUGAAGACUGAAAUUGCAAGACUGCGCAGCAAACUGUCCCAGCAGGAGAGGAUGCUGAACGGAACAGUCAAACGCCUUCGAUCCACCAACCGACUCAAAGAGGGAAUGGAGAAAGUGAUCAUUGAUCAAUUGGCGGUGACCCACAAUGUGUUGAAGAAAGCUAGAGGUAAUUUAGAGAUUCAGCCCCUGCAGGAAGCCUCAGUAAAUGGGAAUUAAUCCGCGGGGUUGACAAAGCUGCAGACAGACCUGUUCAUCUGAGGAUCAAAAAAGUGACUUUUUAGAAUCUUCCCAAUGGAGCUAUUAAGACUUUGUAAGAUGUCACCAAGAUGAUAUAUAGAUAGAUUAUAUAUAUAUAUAUAUAUAUAUAUAUAUAUAUACACACAUUUUUUAUGCUUUUAAUAUUUUAACAACGCUUAAGAAAAGAGAAAAAAUUGUUAAGUUCAAGUUAAAUUGCUGAAAUACUUUUUAUAAAUUGUAAAGUGUGCUUUUAUUAACAUACUGUAAAAAAAAAUAAUUAUGUACAUUUUGCAAGAAUGUUUAGAGUGAAUGUUUAGAGUACAGUUUUCAUAUUUUUUUUAACUUACCUGCUGCCUUGCUUUCAGUUGAAAGCAUUGUUUGUAUCAUGAAGCUGUUGUGUUUCAGGAUUUUACGAUUUUAUUUUUUCUUCAAACAUUUACAUAGAAAACAUACCUCCUUUUAAAUUAGUUUCUAAUUUGGACCCCUGGAACUGUUUGAUGUUUUAAAGAGACACAGUUCAUGUGUCAAAGGUAUGAAAAUGUUAAUGUGUACGAACAACUUCACAUUAAAGUGGAAAUUAAGUUUGAAA